Linum tenue is the source of this 1698-nucleotide messenger RNA. NCBI's taxonomy places the organism in Eukaryota, Viridiplantae, Streptophyta, Magnoliopsida, Malpighiales, Linaceae. The record is from the annotation of a GenBank genome assembly.
AGGCUUUAUAAUAGUCUUUCUCCAUCAGAGGAGGAAUUAUUCUCGGGGGGGAAAAAAAGAUAGUCUCUCUCUCUAGUAAGCGCCUGAUUCUUUCUUCAUUCACAGAAAAGCUAAUACCUGGAGAAAAUAGCUUGGAGGGAGUUUGAUACGGAGUAGGUAACGCCGAAACCAAAACCAAGACCCUGCCUUCUCCGUUUCGUUCGCCCAAGUUUCCUUCUUUCUUAUCCUUUUGCAUUGUUUUGGAAAUUUUAUGAUGUGGUCAGUUGCCUGUGACAAGAUCAGCUGUAUGACGACCACGACGGCGGAAAAUUCCUCGCAGACGUGGGGUUUCUUCCGUGAAGGGAAGUAAAAUUCAUUUUCUGGGUCAGAUUUUGCUUCCAGCAGUUUUGUCCGGAGACGGUGAAAAAGAUUGUAGAAAUGGAUCCAAAGAAGGGAGGAACAGGUCAAAAUUCUGGCAAUGGGGUUGCUUUGGAGAUGGGCAAGGAAUCAUCAGAUUCGGGGAAGGCAGCGAUUGGUAAAGAAGAAGGAGCCGGGGGAGAGGGGGUUAGUCGGAAUCUUACUGAUUCAGUUCAUGUUGUCGAGCUACAGAGCUCGGCCGUGGUAGAUUCCAGCAGCUUGUCGGCGAGCGUCAGUGGAGAAAACAGGAAUUUGGAAGCGAAAGGCGACGACUUGCGGCUCACUGUGGUUGCGACAAACCAGCAAACAGGUGGUGGGCAUGGAGAAAGCGAGGCAUUGGAUAAAGGCGGCCAAGGAAGCGGCGGGAACCACAAUGCGCACGGAGAUAGAGUUGUGCCUGAGACGGUAAUUUCCAUGGAAAACUCCGUUGAUAAUGGGGAAAGCUUGGUUGUCAAGAGCAACAAGGCUAACGCGGCGGAUAACUUGAAGGCGAUAGUGCCGAAGGGGGAGAAGAAGACUUCAUGCGUGAUUGAUGUGAAGUGUGAUGUUGGGAAUUUGAAGGAUAACUGUGACAGGGAGAAGGUUUGCAGAAUUUGUCAUUUGAGUUCUGAUGGGUCGAUUGAAGUCCCCACUGCAGGGCCUGAUGUGACUGUGACCUCCAUGGAGCUCAUCCAGCUCGGUUGUGGAUGUAAAGAUGAGCUCGGUGUUUCACAUUCUCACUGUGCCGAAGCCUGGUUCAGGCUCAAAGGAAACAGAGUGUGCGAAAUCUGUGGGGAGACAGCGAAGAACAUAUCAGGAAUCGUAGGGGACAACCGUUUCCUGGAGGAGUGGAACAACAGGCGAUUUCUGCACGGAGGUGGCGGGAAUUCGUCGGAGAGAGGUGGAGGAUGUUGGAGAGGACAACCAUUCUGCAACUUCCUGAUGGCGUGCCUCGUAAUCGCCUUCGUGCUGCCAUGGUUCUUCCGUGUAAAUAUGUUCUGAGCCAGUUGUGCGGAGGGGGGCCGCCAUGGAUUACCAAUCUCAUUGAAGCUGGGAAUUCUCUGGUCGGAGGCUGGGAAGAGCUGGAGAAAUUGAUAUUUCUUUUGGUCUCCUGUGGGGAAUUUGUGUAUAGCCUAGGCAACAACACUUCAGUUGGUAGUUUGUUUUCGCUACAUACGGCAGUAUAGAGUGCUUGAACAACCUGCUUUUGUUCUUUUCCUUUACUUUGCUAUUUAACACAUGGAAAGUGGAAACUCAGAUACUCGCGCAAUCUCAGAACCACAUGAUAGUUGGUAUAUAGAAGUUUGGUUGAAUGCUAAUGUG